Messenger RNA from Aspergillus eucalypticola CBS 122712, 1961 nucleotides. RefSeq names its product MFS transporter. Gene Ontology annotation, molecular function: transmembrane transporter activity. Gene Ontology annotation, biological process: transmembrane transport. Bases 447 to 1961 code for a protein of 504 amino acids. The record is from RefSeq and is a predicted model, not a curated record. The transcript has 6 exons. Lineage: Eukaryota; Fungi; Ascomycota; Eurotiomycetes; Eurotiales; Aspergillaceae.
CCAUGGUGGAUCAUGUGGGGAAUAUUGAAGCACUACCCAGAGAAUAGUUUCUAUGGUAUAAGGCUUAUUCUCCAUCCCAAUGGGGCGAACGUCGAUAAGGAGCAGAGGCAAGUUGGUCACGCAAGGAAUCCAUUACAGUCUAUCCACUACCAUCCGCCUUGGGCGAAACUUGCGAUAGGUAAUCCCAAAAUCAGAGAAAGGGAGCCACGAGAGGCCCACGGAACGGACAGCAAGGGCCGGAAUGCCAGACUCAUCUACUGUCUGGACGCGCGUUGUCUGCAAUGAUCUACUCAAUUUACCUGGUUUGUCUGUCUUCCCAGCGUGGCUGUCAAGCUACUUAUUGCCUUGAUUGUCAGUUGGAAAUCAUGUCGAAAAUCAUCUGGUGCCAUUGUCCCUGAUCUUCCAGCUGCUCUCACUAUUCCCGUGUAACCACCCCCAUCAUUAACAUGCCUACGGCGCCACCCGGGGAUGUUGACUACUCCGCCGCUCUGAGCCAGGAAACUAGCCUGGAGAGUGCUGAUACAAUCUUUGUGGAGAAAGACAUUGCGCACGUUGAAGAAGGAGAAAUCAGAUCACAAGAUGGUGCAUUGGAAUCGGACGACCCCCAAGACAAGGACGACCUCGUUGUGGACUGGGACGGGCCAAACGACCCCCAGAACCCCAUGAACUGGACCACCUUGCGGAAAUGGGUUAUUAUCGGGUUAAUAUCUUUGAGCAGCUUCAAUGUAUCCAUGGUAUCCACGGUCUUCGCUCCCGGCGUUCCGCAAGUUCUGAAAGAGUUCAAUGUUCACAACCCAUCCAUUUCAUCUCUUAUGAUAUCGAUCUACGUGAUGGGUUCUGCUCUUGGCCCUCUGGUGCUGACACCUCUCACUGAGAUAAGUGGAAGGCUUCCCAUGACACACCUGGCCAAUGUACUAUUUGCACUGGCUGCAGUUGUUUGCGCCGCCAGUGUGAACAUAUCAAUGCUCAUAAUGGCACGCUUCGUUAUGGGAAUAGCCAGUUCCGUGCCUGUGACGGUCGGUGGAGGCUUCGUUGCGGAUAUGAUUCCCAUGGAGAAGAGAGGGACGGCAAUGACGAUCUGGACAGUUGGUCCACUCAUGGGUAUGGUCACAGGACCUAUUUAUGGUGGUUACAUUGUCCAAAACAUUGGAUGGCGUUGGACAAUCUGGAUAGAGGCGAUUCUUGGCGGUAUCAUCGUGAUUGCUUCCCUGAUAUUCUUGCGGGAGACAUACGCACCCACGCUGCUCCAGCGAAAGGCGAAGCGACUACAAAAAGAGACUGGACGGCCGUUUCGGACUCAGUACGACCUGGAUAAGACGAUUGGCCAGAUCAUCUGGAUCUCAAUCAGCCGCCCGAUCAAAUUUCUGUUUUUAUCACCCAUCGUUAUGAUCGUUUCAUUGUACAGCUCCAUCACAUACAGCUAUAUGUACACACUGUUCACGACGUUUACGAGCGUCUUCGAGAAUGUGUACGGCUUUACUCCCGGAGAAGCAGGUCUCGGCUAUCUGGGACUGGGUCUUGGGUUCUGUUCUGGACAGGUCGUUGUGGGAUACUAUUCCGACCGAUACCUCAAGAAGCAGGAAAAGAUUCAUGGCAAGAUGAAGCCCGAAGAUCGUCUUCCACCUUUGGUGGUGGGAUGCAUUCUCGUGCCGAUCGGUCUCUUUUGGUACGGCUGGGCCGCAGAAUACCGGUUGCACUGGAUAAUUCCUAUUGCUGGUACCUUUUUCGUGGGUGCAGGCAUCUUCUUUGUUCAUCUGGUCACCCAGGUGUAUCUGAUUGACUCAUAUACUCUAUAUGCUGCCAGCGCAGUAUCAGCGGAGCUGGCUCUGCGAUGCCUCUUUGGGGCUACGAUCCCUCUGCUCGCGUUUAUCGCACUUUUGUUUGUCCCGGCUUCACUUUUCUUACUCAAGUAUGGUGAGAGAAUCCGGACGAAUCCGAAGUUUCAGCCGCGGAUGACAUGA